AUGCCGCCGCUGCCCCGCGCCAGGGCCCGGCAGGACGGUGAGCGCUGGGCAUCGGCGCUGCAGCGGGCGCAGCGGGAGGCGCUGGAGCGGGAGGCGACGCGCGGCGCCGAGCAGGCACGGCAGCAGGAGCUCAUCCGCGACAUGAAGGAGCGGCUGCUGGAGCUGCUGCGGGAGAAGGAUGCCCUGUGGCAGAAGACAGAGGGCAUUGACACCCCGAUGCCCAGUCCGGUGCCCCGCGACCCAGGGUUGUGUGCCCGCUGCCGCAAGGAUUUCCGUCUCCUCUCCCGGCGGUACAGCUGCAGGCUGUGCCAGGGCAAGGUGUGCCACACGUGCUCUGUGGACAUGGGAAAGCACGGCCGCUGCUGCCUGGUUUGCUACCAGCAAGGGCAACCGCAAGCUACGUGAGCGGGGACAGCAGCCCUGGCACCGUGUCUGGGACACCUUCUGUCCUGGCUGCCUCCUCUUGGACUUAUUGGGUACCCAGGUGUCCAGGGCCUGCAUGCAGGUCCUGCUGCCCAACAUUUUGGGUUUGACAUGUGUCUUUCUUGCGGCUGGUCCACAAAGAGGAAAACUACUCAUUUCUGCUA
Messenger RNA from Cyanistes caeruleus (blue tit), 587 nucleotides. Lineage: Eukaryota; Metazoa; Chordata; Aves; Passeriformes; Paridae. The record is from RefSeq and is a predicted model, not a curated record.